AUGACUCAUGUCAAUUGUUAGUGGAAAACUUGACAGAUGUGUGAGGUAUUCAGUUCUCCGGCUGCUAAUCGGGAUUGGUAAAGUGUAUUGAUCGUUUUCAUUACUGAAAUAAUAAAAGGGACUAGCAGUAUAAUAUCUCGAAAUGCCGGCUUAUCAUUCCCAAAUUCGUGAGUUUACAAACUGUAUUGGAAAUCUGGCCCUCUUACCAUUGCGCACACAAUUUCGAGGUCCGGCUCCACAAUCUAAUAUUGAAGGUGAUAUUAUUGAUGAGUCCAUAUAUUUCUUCAAAGCAAAUGUCUUCUUCCGAACUUACGAAAUCAAGUCCGAAGUUGAUCGGGUUCUGAUCUAUAUCACGCUGUAUAUAACGGAAUGUCUGAAGAAGCUUCAACGGUGUGCCAAUAAGAAUCAAGGUAUGCAAGAGAUGUAUAGUUUGGCAAUUUCUAAAUUCGACAUUCCUGGAGAAGCGGGCUUCCCACUAAAUGCUGUAUAUGCAAAACCAUCAUCACCCUCGGAAGCUGAUCUGAUGCGUCAAUAUCUUCAACAAAUCAGACAUGAGACAGGCAAUCGAGUUUGUGAGAAAGUUUUUUCUACAGAUGAUGGUAAGCCGAGUAAAUGGUGGCUGUGUUUUGCCAAGAAGAAGUUCAUGGACAAAUCAUUAACCGGGCCAGGACAAUAGAGCACACCAUAUUCAAUAUUUUUAUUAAAUUUACUUGUCGAAUAAAAUGAAUUAUAAUUUGAAUUUAAUGAAAA
Messenger RNA from Hermetia illucens (black soldier fly), 750 nucleotides. RefSeq names its product actin-related protein 2/3 complex subunit 3 (gene Arpc3A). Gene Ontology annotation, molecular function: actin filament binding. Lineage: Eukaryota; Metazoa; Arthropoda; Insecta; Diptera; Stratiomyidae. Gene Ontology annotation, biological process: Arp2/3 complex-mediated actin nucleation; regulation of actin filament polymerization. The transcript has 4 exons. Gene Ontology annotation, cellular component: cytoskeleton; Arp2/3 protein complex. The coding region runs from base 143 to 676 and encodes 177 amino acids. The record is from RefSeq and is a predicted model, not a curated record.